AUGUCAUUGAUUGCCCGCGCGGCUGCGGCCGUCAAUAUCGAUCUCGGCCUCGACGGCGAUGGAGCAGCUGGCUUCUUGGCAUCGCCGCUCAAGGGCCUCGAGGCUUCGAACCCCAUAAAGUCCGAGAUUUUUGUCAGCAUUGCCAUGCUCAUCUUUGCGCUCAUCACCCUCCAGAUCCUGCGCUUCUAUCUGCCCUUGCGCUCGACGCCUGCCUACCUCAUCGUGCCGGUUUUCUUUGCUCUCUUUCUGCCCGCCAACAUCGUCCUACUCGUCCCCAUCGACCUUGCUUCCAGUGCACAGACCGACGAUGAGGCCACCCGUGGCAUCUGGCUGCCACAGACCAUCUUGCGUGUGUCCUGGCGCAUCACCUACUGGUUGACCUUUGUCUUGACAUGGUUCAUCCUUCCCAUCCUCGCCGAAUACUCGGAUGCUGGUUAUCGCGCCCCCAAAGACCGCAUCCUCUACUCUCUCCGCUCCAACGCCCAGUACCAUGCCAUGGUGUUUGGCAGCGGUAUUAUUGGGCUGGCGUACGUCAUCGUCAUGUACGGCUUCUCCGUCGACUCCCUCAAGGGCCUCGUCAUGGCCCUGGCCUACGUCUGGGGUUUGGUCCUCGCCAUCUACCUUAUGGGCCACGGCCUCGUCGCAAUCCCCCGGCGCCUGAUCCGCACCGCCACCCCGAGCCGCCGCCUCCGCCGUCUGCAGAGCCAAGCACCGAAGCUGAACGAGAAGCUGGAGGAGUCGGAGAUGGAUCUGGAGGAAAUCGAACUGCAAGUCGUCGAACUCGGUCAGCGCAAGACUGGGUCUGCGCUCGACUACCGCGAGUGGAUCGAGGAGAUCAACGAGGGCAUCAGCCUCGCCGAUAGCAACACACGAACAGGCGGUACGGGCAUCGGCUCGCGCACAUCCGCAGCCUCCGCCGACGACCGGAUCGUGCCGACGGUCAUCACCAAGAAGUACAUGGCGGACUUGACGCGGCGUCUCGUCCGUGCACGCCACGCCCGCUCUCGCUAUGCGAGCGAGUGGAGCUACUUGCUGCAGCGGUACUCUGAGACGCAGGCCGUCCUCAACUCGGCGACUCACAAGCGGCUCGAGCUCCCCAAGCCCAAAGCCACCGACACUCUUUGGGACCGCGUGUCCAUCCUUUCGCCUUACCAGCGCUACCUCGUCUACUACCACGUGGUGCCCCUUGCCCGCAUGUUGUUUGGCGUUAUUCUUGCCCUCGCCUCCGCCUGCAUUGUCUGGUCAGAGUUGGUCAAGGCGGCGCUGCCCGAAGCAUCCGUCAUUCGCCUCACCGUCGUCCAUCACUGGACCGGCGACAAGGGCCAGGUGGGCUUCGCAGGCCAGCUCAUUGCCACGGGAUGGAUCUUAUACAUGUGCGCCGCGGCCCUGAUAUCCAUCACCGAGGUCAAAGUGUGGCGCGGGCGCGCGCUCGUCAAGCGCAACACCGCCCACGAGUCGGCGUUCUGGUACGCGUCGCAGGUGGCACGCCUCAGCAUUCCGCUGUCGUACAACUUUAUGACGUUCCUGUCUUCGAGCAUCUACAAGAAAACGGUCUUCUUCAACUUCUUAGGCCGCCUGAUUACUUUCACGCGGCUGGGCACCUGGUUCGACUACCUGCUGCCCACGUUCAUUCUGUUCCCCGUCCUGGCAACGCUGUUUGGCCUGUACGGCCGCGUGCGGCGCUUCUUCGGCUACGGCACCGAGUUUGGCGCGGACGACGACGAGGACGAGGAUUACGACGAGGAUGGCCGCCUGCGCAACUACGGCACGGGCUCGUGGCGUGAGGGCCGGGACCUGCUCGAGCGCGAGCUCAACGGCACGUCGAUUCGACAGCGCCGGCAGGAGGCUGCCGGUCGUUUAGGGGCAGGCGAUACCGCCGCGGGGGGCCGCCAUGGUCCCGUCAUGGUUGUCCCUGGUGGACGCCGCAAUGGCCCUGCCUAUGAGGACGACCCUGAAGACAUCCUGUCGUCGUCUGAAGGUGCCAACCCCACGACGCCGUUUGCCGUAUCGCCGUCCAGCUCGGGCAUCCUACCGACGGCACCGAGUGCGCGGACAAGGACUCUUGGUACUGCGGGCGGUGCAUCCUCAUCCUCGGGUCGGAGACAGAACCAGGCACAGCAGCGGCCGUACUACGACGAAGAGGACGAGGAAGACGAUAACAUCUUCCAGCAGCUCGGCCACCGCAUGAAGAACACCAUGGGCACGAUCGAGGCGCCCAAAUGGUUCCAGGAGAUUGGACAGGGUUUCAAGAAGCCCAAGUGGAUGUCCGGCGACAACGAUGACGCUGCCGGCAGCAGUAGCAACAGCAAUGCACCAGCGCCCGCAAACGACAACGGCAUCCGAAGGUGGUUUGGAGGCAACAACGAAGGUCGGAUUCGACUGUAG
Sporothrix schenckii 1099-18 is the source of this 2385-nucleotide messenger RNA. RefSeq lists its product as uncharacterized. NCBI's taxonomy places the organism in Eukaryota, Fungi, Ascomycota, Sordariomycetes, Ophiostomatales, Ophiostomataceae. Gene Ontology annotation, cellular component: membrane. The coding region runs from base 1 to 2385 and encodes 794 amino acids. The record is from RefSeq and is a predicted model, not a curated record. The transcript has 2 exons.